Molecule: messenger RNA, 180 nt
Organism: Miscanthus lutarioriparius
Lineage: Eukaryota; Viridiplantae; Streptophyta; Magnoliopsida; Poales; Poaceae
Source: the annotation of a GenBank genome assembly
AUGGAUUGGAAGGAGACUCAGGACGCGCAUGUGUUCAUGACGGACGUCCCGGGCCUGGCCAAGCAACAGGUGGUCGUCGAGCUGGUGGAUGGCCGCAUCCUCCGCAUCUACUGCGGCAAGAAGGACAACGACGCCAAUAAGGGCGGCCUAGCGGUGGGCCACGAGGAAAAGAAGGAAUAG